Messenger RNA from Eimeria mitis, 438 nucleotides. RefSeq lists its product as uncharacterized. Lineage: Eukaryota; Apicomplexa; Conoidasida; Eucoccidiorida; Eimeriidae. The transcript has 2 exons. Bases 1 to 438 code for a protein of 145 amino acids. The record is from RefSeq and is a predicted model, not a curated record.
AUGAGCAGAUCCGUUGGCCCCCUGAAGGGGAAGGAGGAGCGGCUGCUGCAGCCGAUGGCAUCUGCUGCUGCUGAAGCACCGAACAGCAGCAGCAGCAGCAGCAGCAGCAGCAGCAGUAGCAGCAGCAGCAGCAGCAGCAGCAGGGAUUCUGGCGGUUUACUAUCUGGUGGUGUACGUGAUGGUUUAUUAUCGGGUGUAUCGCUAUCGGAUGCAUCUCCAGCAGCAGCAGCAGCAGCAGCAGCAGCAGCAGCAGCAGCAGCAGCAGGAGGUGGUAACGCCGAUGCAGCAGCAGCAGCAGGAGGAGGACCUGCUGCAGCAGCAGCAGCUGAGUCGCAGCUGCGAGGGUACAUGUACGGGCAGCUAGCAAACGUCGCCAAGGCAGCAGUAUGUGAUGAGGUGUAUAUGGAGACACCCCACAGCAGCAACAAGAGACAGUAG